AUGGUCGCUCAUCUUGCAGAACUCGCCAAAUCGCUUAGUGUACCAACCCCGAUUGCCGCGGUUAACACAGGCGAGAUGGAGGGCGGCAAGUUGCUGGUGACGCACAGCGCUGGUGGCGGCGAUGUGACUGCCAGUGAUCCCGGGCUGAGGGUGAACGACGGCCGGUACCAUGUGGCACGCGUUUCCCGCUCCGACGGAAACGUCACCCUGUGGCUGGACGACCGCACUGCCUUCGCCAGAGGACCCAAAGGCCGUCCCAUGGGCGUCCUGGGCGGCUUCUCCUUCCUCGAGGCCGGAGGACUCCAGCCGGCGACGUCGUCCGCGGGCGCCGUCCAGCGUCCCUUCGAGGGCGUCAUGACGGGCCUGGUCUUCGACGGCGUCCGGGUCCUCGACCUCGCGGCCGAGAACGACCCCCGAGUCCGCAUCCAGGGCGACGUCCAGCUCGUCCUCUCCAUCCCCUACGAAUCCCCACGAGGGUCGCAACGCAUGCAGCAGCAACCGCGGGCCUCCCCGGGAUCUUACGAAGGAGACGACCUCGUGUUCUCGGAGGGCUCCGGCUGCUUCGACAGCGACGACGACGACUGCGGAGCCGACGGAUUCGGAUCCGGCGAUGACCUGAUCACGGCGGUGUACGUCCAACCCACCGCCAGGCCGGCACCAUCGCCACCCCCCAUCGCGAUCACCCACCAGCCACCAGACUGCGACGACGAAGACUGUCAGGACGGCGGCUCCGGAGCCGGCCCUCCUUCGGCUUUCUCCCCGACCCCAUCGUCAACCGCCGAGGACGACGACGAAGACGAAGACCGAGGAACGAGCUCGACCCCAAGACCCGCCGCGCCAUCCCCUCCGACGUCGACUCCCACGUCUCCACCCGUGGUCAGCUCCACCCGCCACGAGUGGAGCAUCGUCCGCACGUUCACGGUGACCCGCGCCCCCUGGCAGCCGCGCACAACGCAGGGAGCGCCCGCCGUCAUCAGCGUCCCCAUCCCAGAACUGACGGUGCCCAGCCAGGAGCGACAGCGUCCCACGCCCAAGGCCAAGAGUUCGGCCGACAGUACGGCCCUGGUGAUCGGAGUCAUCGCGGGCAUCCUCAUCAGCAUCGUGAUUGUGGCUCUGCUGGUGUACCAGUUCCGCAGCCGGCCCGCGGGCGCGUACAAGGUGGAACAGGGAGGACCCAAGGGUCCUCCGAUCGCGGGGGCUCAGGCGGCGGCUAGGGGAGCCGAAGCGACCACCUUCCAUCCCGUGGCCACACCGCAGCAGCUCAACGGUGCUCUGCAACCCAAGCCGAGCGACGCUAAGCGCAAGAACGCCAAGGAUCUUAGGGAGUGGUACGUCUGAAAAGGACCGAUCCUCUCUCCACCCUUCGGGCGCCGAGGAACCGAAGCCACGACUGGAAGACGCGUUUCUCUUUUGCGAAAUUGUCGCGGUUCCUUCGGGAGUAUCGCGCGUUUUCAGUGAUGGCAUCUGUUGUAGAUUCGUAGCGCGAUGAACCUUGGCCCUUGGACUUAGGUCCGGGGCCAGGGUCAAAACCUCGGACUUAUAUUGAAAGCAGAACGCGUUCGCGCCAAAAAGGACUGGCCGUGGUGGAUGUUCUUCGGUGGCCUCUUGGCCCCCGUUUCAAGUGCUCUUGGGACACUCUAGACAACAAGGCGUCGUCGCCCGCGCAGUCAUCGACAUCUAUUGUGUGCGCGGGCGAUAGACUACAACCGAGACGGUGUCUUGUGGAAGUUGAGAACACUGUCAAGCCGCGACGAUGAUCUAGGAUGGGAUCAGUUCUCUUUUUUACCUGAGUUGGGGAGGGGGCUUAGAGAAUCUCUCGUAAAUAGCGCCCGCGAGGCGCAUCCUGCACUGUUUAGCGUCGCACUACUCGUGGGACACGUCAUGGUCGACGUGUCCCGCUGCAGCGGCAAAGGACUUUCAUAUCAUGCGGGUGAGCUCAGGUUUAGACCGCCUCGAGGCUGCACCCACGCCGCCUCGAGACGGAGGACACGACACGGCACGCCCAGAGCGGUGACCUCACUAUGAAAAACUCCCCGAGGCGGUUAGAUCAGAGGAGCCGGCUUGACGUCAUCAAAAGUGAGGGGAAGUUGUCUGUACCAGUGUGAUUAAUUCAAGCUUGUUGCACUCCACUCCUCGCUAGUUGCUGAAUUGUUGCUCCCCUUCUUGUUACAAGAAACAAAUAUGGACGUGUCGCUAAUGCGAUGCGAGCGCCCGCGGAAGUGGGAUUCUAUAUCUUAUAAUAGCAACAAGUUGGAGAUAACUCCGUCAGUAAGGUUCUCGAACCUAUGAGUAAGAUGACUCGACAGUUACCUUAGGCAUACUGAACGCGUUCCCCGAACAGGCAUAAUGAUGUGAAGUUAUCCGCUUUAAGCAAGGCCUAACGGAGUACUGAACAACAGCGUGUGAACAGGACAAGUGGUGGAGGUGUGGCGCUAACCACUGACGACGCCAACCGGGAGUGAAGUACAAUCAAUCGUAGAUCUCUCUGGCAUUACUACAGUUCUUGAACGGCGAAAUCGUAGAUUCGCUGAGGGCAGAGAAUAGAUUCCGAAGCAUGUUGAGCACCGCUACGGAAAGGUAAAAAAACUCCUCAUGUAUGUCUUUCAACCUGAUAUCCACGGCGACAACUGUGUGCUUUCUUAUUGGCCCGUUCCUUUGCGUGACAGCAGAUGAUGUCUCGACAGUUGCCUCUCGCCCCUUCCACCUGCUACGUUUACGACUACGUGAGAGUGCCAGCUGUUCUGAGCCAACGUUUUCGGGCGUCUGUCUUCAAUCGCGCGUGGAACGCAGCUUUCACAUCCCAUACAACUGCCCUUACUCGAGCCAACGUCAUCUGGGUGACGUAGUCGCUGAGGGUCUCGACGUUCCGCUGAUGCUGCGCCCACGGCAGAGAACCUCGGACGUCACGUGCUUUGGAUGUCGUGAUCCACCCGACGCGCGUAUUCGAAACUUGCGCGUACGAGUCUGACGUCACCACCGCGAGAACUGUUGAUCAGCUCGUCGGGUGGACAGCAGCGGGCAGCUACGGGUGCAAUAUGUUCGUCUUUCUAUCGUUUCCCUCUGCGAUGGAGCGUCGGGCACCACUGGACACUUGGUGAUCGCCAACGUUGUUGAGUCUUUCUUGGGGGGGUAAGGGAAGGGAGGGCUCGUUCAGAACUGGGGCGGUCGGUAUAAAUAUGUUGCUCGCGGAGGACACGUCAUCCUAAGAUUUGCACAGGCUCUUCGUUCUUUUUUUUUUUUUUCUAUGAUAAUUUGUUUUUGGGCCGGACUGUACCCGCAAGGAAAUUCUGUUUUUAAUCCACGAAACCGCGGUCGCACUGUCCAUACGUCAUAUUAUCUGGAAAUAUUAUCUGCGGGCAUUAUCCAAAGAUUAUCUGGAGAAACACGGCCUCAGACAGCGACUGCAGACUGUCUUUCGUAUGAUGUGUUAACAGUGUUACCGCGGCUCAAGGAUACUCAUGAACCUCGCGUGAAUUCUCCGAGGUGGUGUAGCAUCAAAACCGGUGCGGAAAAGUGUGACGCGAGCAUAUAUGUGCCGUGGUACGAGACCGUGCGCCCCGCAGGCACCAAGAUCAGCAGCAAUAAUACGCGCGUGGACUGAACAAUAACUACAGUAAUAAGACUAAUAAAAUAAAAUGCCUCCCAUUGUGUACACA
This is a messenger RNA of Ixodes scapularis (black-legged tick), 3656 nucleotides long. Its product is annotated as neurexin-3a-beta. The record is from RefSeq and is a predicted model, not a curated record. The transcript has 5 exons. Lineage: Eukaryota; Metazoa; Arthropoda; Arachnida; Ixodida; Ixodidae. The coding region runs from base 1 to 1338 and encodes 445 amino acids.